Postia placenta MAD-698-R-SB12 is the source of this 1626-nucleotide messenger RNA. RefSeq lists its product as hypothetical. The record is from RefSeq and is a predicted model, not a curated record. The transcript has 8 exons. Lineage: Eukaryota; Fungi; Basidiomycota; Agaricomycetes; Polyporales; Adustoporiaceae. Bases 1 to 1626 code for a protein of 541 amino acids.
AUGAGUGACUUGGCUCUCGAGGAUGUAUGCUGUCUGUUUGAGGCUUUCUUCGCGAGGCUCACGACAAGUCCGGGAGACGAGGAGGCCUGUAGCAACGGCGAUGCCCAAGACGAGCGUCGUGGACAUGGUCAGCUGGUAUAUGCGAGCGUGCUACCAGCACCAGGCCGAGUAGGGAAUGGGGGCGUCGUCAUGGGUGCGCAUGCUGUCACCCGCCACCUGCAUUUGGAUAGUGUCACAACGUCCGUGACACCGCGGUCAACGACCUCAGUCGAAUGUCGUCCACACCCCAUGGCGGAAGCGGCUACAGUAGAGGCCAGCCGCGCAAAGCGCAUAGAACGCCUGAAAUCGCGCUAUAGAGAUAGGGGAGGUAUAUUCGUGCCUGCAACCCACAAUCCCUUGCUAGACAUUCUUCUCUCACGAGGCGUGGAUGGAGAGUCUCCGUCGAAAGCAAGGCGAAGGGCAAGUCGGAGAUCCUUCGUCGCCAUUCGCGAGUCUCCCACUCCUGGUCAUCGCACCGGCCCCGACGUUGAUGAGGACGUGGUCGGUGACGUGCCCGCACGAUCAGCCAAGCCGAAGGGCAAGGGAAGGAAAUCUGCCGGUACCAUCGCCCAGGCGAGGAGAAAGUCGACCGCGAAAGAACGGAAGGAAUCCGUCGCAGUGCCCGAGGCAGAGCCCAGUGCAGGUCCUUCACACACGUCCCCGCUCGAACCAGAUACCAAGCAGCAGGAGGUAGCAGAAGAUGCCCGACUUAAGAAUGGAGCUGUAUCUGCUAAGCCCUCAACACGACGCCCUGCUGUAAAGGGUACGAGGGCAAAGAAGCAAGCACCCCCGUCCAAUGAAAAGACAGAUGACGAACCAGAGCAACGGAAACCAUCCUCCGCCCCACCGAAGAAACGCAAACUGCCUGUCAUUCCCGAAGAAAACGAGGAGUCGGAGCGCGAGGGAUCACAUCCUGUCAAGACCAAGAAACGAAGACCGUCGACUUCUGGGUCAGCAAUCAUGCCCAACAGCGGCCGUACAGGCAGACCUGCGCAGGAUGACGAUCCCGAACCGCGUGAAAAUGCAUCGGGUGGUUCUGCGAGUGGUUCCGCUAACCGGGAGAAAGGAGGCCGUGUCAUCACAACGGAUGCGGAGACGCUGUCCACAAACAAGGUCGUCAAGCAGGCAAAUACCAGGAGGUCGAAGCCAAAACCGAGAGCUCCCUCGCCUCACGAGGAUGAUGCUUCAAGCUCCGAUGUGCCACUCUGCACAAUACGCCAACUAGCAGAAGCGAAGACACAUAAGCCAAGUCGCACACAGGCUGAUCCUGAACCGCGGAAGCGGACGAAGAUGAAGCAGAACGAAGUCCCUGAAGGCGUGUUGGCGGAUGUUGCAGUACAGCCACCAGGUAGCCGCAAGAGGAAGACAGCCGAAGGAGAAGAUGCCUCUCGUGCCAAGAAGCCCAAGAAGGACACUGGGAAACCCAAACCAGAAGAUGCCUACAAGUCCAAAGUGCGUCCAGCAGAUAAAGAGAAUGAUGUCGCAUCGUCUAACAAAUUGUCAAAGGGCACUCCUCGCCUGUCCAUGUUCCCAACCCCGCCAAACGUUGCAAAUGACGAUGACGAUCCCAUCGACUUCCUCUCAUAA